Podospora anserina S mat+ is the source of this 4674-nucleotide messenger RNA. RefSeq lists its product as uncharacterized. Gene Ontology annotation, molecular function: guanyl-nucleotide exchange factor activity. Bases 1 to 4674 code for a protein of 1557 amino acids. The transcript has 2 exons. Lineage: Eukaryota; Fungi; Ascomycota; Sordariomycetes; Sordariales; Podosporaceae. The record is from RefSeq and is a predicted model, not a curated record. Gene Ontology annotation, biological process: regulation of ARF protein signal transduction.
AUGUACCAAGAUUACGAUCCAACCGACACGGCUUGCCGAGAAGGCGGCAGACGGAAGCCCGAACUGACUAUCGACACGUCGCCGUCCCCCCCGAGAAUCAAAAGACAGCGAGACCCCCCACAGACACCGCCUGCCCGCGAAACACCCACACCUUCCCAAGACGAGAGCGCCUCAUCUGCUGGGGGCCGGGCGCUUAGGUUGCCCAAAGGCACGGGUAGAGACACGGCCGACAUUGAGACCUUUCUUGAGAGUCUCACGCCCGUCGACAUCCCCUACGAGAUGACACUGCCGAACCAGGACCAGCAACAUCACCAGCCCGAACUGCCAUCAUCGUCUCGCUCCAAGAAGCAGCCCGACCCCCGCGACUCCCACGACCUCUCGCUGCCGGCCCGCCAGGUAACACGGGACUCGCUCGUGGCCAACAUGCUCCUGUCGCUCGACCAAAUGUCCAUGGGCCAGAUUGGAGGAGGUGUUGGUGGUACCACGUCAUUUGGCGGGUCGAGGCCAGGGUACGACGAUCCCCUCUUUUCCUCGUUUGGAGACGACAACAGCCGAACAAUGACCUUCAACUCGAGGACCGGCCGCACCGGCCACGGCUACUCGUACAGCUCCGACCUCGAAGGGGCAGACGACGCCAGCAGGAUGUCAUCGCGCGGCCGCCGCAGCAACAGCAGCUCAGGCUUCCAGUCCAACCUCGGCCGGAUCAACAGCAUGCGCGAGACGGGGACACCGGGGGCAAUCCAUUCUAGAGGCGGCAAGGGGAGCAAGAGCAGCAGCACAAACAGCAUCGAUCAGGGUUACGCACAGGUUCUGGGCAGCCAGCGAUGGGCCAGGGGGUUUGGGAGAUCAUCGAGCUUUGAUGGGGCGGCAGAAGCAGCAGUACCACGGCCAGCACCAGGCCCCUGGCACAUUGAGUUUUCCAACACUUUUUUCAACAAGAACAACGAUGAGUACGACGCCGCGCCGAUGCCAACGGUCCCAGCCGGCCCGCGUAGACUAACCACAGUGCCGUCGCUGCCCGUCAUGUCGCCGCCCGAACCCAAGACUACCGAGCCGAAGGCCCAAUCCAGAGGGUCGAGUGUCGAACGUCGACGAAGCAUCCGCUCGUCCAAGAGCGCCACCAUCACCAGAAAGCCAGACCCAAUGUACACCACGGUGCGCGAUGCACCGCCUGUCCCUGUUUUGGACAUCGACUCAGCUCCUGCUCCACACAUUGGUUACGAAAAAUCAAAAGAGGCGGGUCUUGUCCCGCCACAGGCCACCAUGCAGCCAAAAGAAAAGCAAGGCUUCUUCAGGAGGAUGUUUGGGUCUACCAAGACAGCAUUGACACCGAGCAUCUCUACGCCACCAGUAACACCGGCCGCCUCCUCGCUCGGACUGCAGCCGAAAUCAUCCGCACCACCGUCACGCGAAUCACAUCAUUCCACCACGCAUACGCUACAGAAAAAGACGUCGUCGUUCUUUCGGCGACGGAAACAGUCCAUCACAGAUGCGGAGCCACCACCGGUCCCCAUCGUGCCAGUGGCACCGGUGGUGCACAAUGUCCCGGCGGUCAAGCUCCCUAUGGAUCAGCUACAGGUGUUCCCAGGGAUAGGAAAGACAGAGCCCAGCCCGAUCACCAGCUUACGGCGGGCCAUGGACCCGUUCCUUGCUGGCAGCCCUAUGUCGACCGCUGCCCAGACCCCUGUGGACGAGCCAAUGCCUUCCAUCGAGGCCCCGGAAUCUCCUGUUCAGGCCAAGAAUCCCGCGCCACCGGAAGAGGAGAACCGCGGUAGGAACCGCGGCUUUUCACCGGACUAUGACCCGAGUCCAAAAGCUGUUAUACGCAAAGUCGACCCCGAACCCAGUGAUCCCAACAACACUGCCACCACACCAAACCGGCCCCCUGCUACGCCUCUGGCCUCGCCGCCCAAGUCUUUUCUACGCGAAGACAGUGAUGACGAGGACAGCCCGGUACGGCAUCGCAAGGCUCCUCAGUCUGAAACCAGGAACCUCGAGCCUGGGGCGGAAGAUGACAGGAACCGGUCACCGUCACCAACGGUAUCCAAGUCCAAGAGCGUUCCAAACCUUAACAUGGCCAGGAAAGACUUGAGACUUUCGAUCCGACACAAUACCGACAACCCGCCCACUAAUCGUGACAGUUCCAACACGCUCGGCCUGCCACUUGAAAAGCCAAGUGUGCCCAGCUUCAAGAUCGAAAGCGCCGAGCCGAGUCCCAAGGGUGAAUCCAUUCCUCACUCAGCCAAGUCCAUUGAUGAACCAAACGAGUUUGUGGUGGGAGAUCCGACGGAAGAUGACCGUCAAAAGGCACAGAAGAUUUAUGACGGCAGUGAGGAGUUCAUCCAAAAGGACCGGGCGGCGGCUUACAUGGGUGAAGAAGGCCCUGUUCGCCAGAGAGUGCUACGUGCUUACAUGGAUCUCUUCGACUUUGAGAACCAGAGCAUUGUGAGCGGCUUGCGCUUGGUGUGCAACCGCCUGCUGCUGAGGGCUGAAACACAGCAAGUGGACAGGAUCUUGGUAGCCUUUACCAAGAGGUGGUGCGACUGCAACCCAAAUCAUGGUUUCAAAAUACCAGAUGUUAUUCACACUAUUUGCUACUCAAUCAUUCUUCUCAACACGGAUCUUCAUAUUGCCGAUAUUGAGCACAGAAUGAGCAAGCCCCAGUUCGUCAAGAACACCAUGACCACCAUCAGACAGGCCCUUCAAGAGUCGGCGCCUGAGGCGUUCAACAAGCGUGCGAGCAUCCUCCCGGGCAAGGGGCCCCAGUGGGAGGCGGAAGGUCGCACGUCGGAGGACCAAAACCCGAGAUAUAGUAGCUUCCGGGCCUCGUUCAAGCCACCACCACGUCCCGGUUCGGCGCUUGGGACGUUUGCGGAUUCGGCUGACGGAUGUGGCCCUCUUGUCAAGGCGCCAUUUGACGGGCCGCUGAAGACAUGGGAGCAACAAGUGGAAAUUGUCUUGAAGGAGACAUAUUCUUCGAUCCGCGAUGACCGUUUGCCGUUGUUCGGCGCCGAUGCCUCGAGCCCCAUCGUCCAGACCCCAAACAGCUUGUCCGUCAUGAGCAUGCUCAAGCGGUCACCCAGUGUGCUUAGCAAAGCGCCAUCAGAGGGUGUUGCUUCCACCCGGGGCCGCAUUCAGGACACAAUGAAGCCCAACUCGAGGUGGAACUCCAAGAGCAGAUCAAGACCACGAGGCUUUGGCAACGGCUUCUCGUCUAGUAGGACUAGCUUUGACGAUGGAACGUCUGUCUGGAGCCCUACCGAUUCCUCAGCGACCUGGAGUAAGGUGUCGCUGGGUAGGACCCACACCUCCAUGUCGAUGGACUCGUUCGGCUCGGCGUAUCCCCGUGGCGACUACCAGCAGUCGAUUGGAUUUGCCAGCGCUCUGAGCCAGGCGAUUAUCCGGGAGGACAAUGCCGACGACGACGGGGAGGUUCAUCCUGAUGAGUUGUUGGAUGAUGAGUCUCUUGAGCUUGCCGGUCCUCCAUGGAUCAAGGAAGGAAUUGUGAGCCACAAACACUUCAAGGAUGGGAACAAUAAGAAGCCCAAGAACCACAAUUGGACCGAAGUGUUUGCGGUCAUCCAAAAGGGGCAGCUGAGCCUCUUCUCCUUUUCGCCGAACAAGUCGAUGAGACAGAAGAACAGACGGGGUCCUGGCGGGACUCUUCCCAAGGGUGCCGUGGUGGGUGGGGGCAACUGGCAAGACCAUGCUACCAACCUGGGUACUUUCUCGCUCAGGCAUACUCUCGCCACUGCUUUCCCUCCUGGGGGGUACAGCAAUUCCCGCAGGCACGUCUGGAUCCUGAACCUGCCCACCGGCGCCGUUCACUUCUUCCACGUCGGCACACCCGAGAUCAGCGCCGAGUUCGUCAGCACGGCCAACUACUGGAGCGCCCGACUCAGCACAGUACCACUGAUUGGUGGUAUCUCCAACAUCGAGUACGGCUGGAGCGACGCGGUUAUCGACAACGCGCUCGUAGCCGCCAUUAACGAAAGCACAACCAACCUCCCCAACCGCCCCCCAACAUCCGGCAGCAGCGCCCGAGGCCACACCCGCUCCGGCAGCGCGGCCGCUGCCAACACCGGCACAGGGAUAGUACCCACCCUCACCCGCUCCUCCAUGCAAUCCGGCCGCUCCAUCCGCUCUUCGUCCUUUGACUUUGGCGGCUCUCUCAACCGCCCUGGCUCGGGCUCCUCAGGCGUCCUCGGCAACCACGCCGGCCUGGUCGGCUCCCUUCCUAUGCGUCACUCGGCUAAGCUGCCCGGUGAUCGCAUCCACAUUGCCGACUGGACACCGCCGCAGCAGUCCACCCGCCCCAGCAACCUGUCCGAGAAGGACCAGCUGGGGUAUCUGCAGGGGUACAUCAAGAGUAUCGAGGCGGAACUGCAGAGCCACAACGCGCUUAGGAGCCCGAUGCUGCUUGCGUUCACGCCGAGGAGCACGAACGCGGUGAGGGCCAUGGCGAAUUGGGAGAGGAAGAGCGAGUAUUUGCUGCAUGAGAUUGUCAAGUUUAGGACGUAUGCCGAGAAUUUGGAGAUGGCGACGGUGAGGAGGGGGGAGAUUUACAAGGAGAGGGAUAUUGCGAAGCGGGCGGCGAGGGGGGAGGAGGUUGAUUUGGACGGGGAUGGGGAGGAGGAGAAGAAGAAGGAGGAGGGGGUUGAGGUGGCUGUGUGA